Molecule: messenger RNA, 7344 nt
Organism: Saccostrea cuccullata (small rock oyster)
Lineage: Eukaryota; Metazoa; Mollusca; Bivalvia; Ostreida; Ostreidae
Exons: 35
Coding region: 521-7138 (2205 amino acids)
Cellular component (GO): Cul4-RING E3 ubiquitin ligase complex
Molecular function (GO): protein binding
Source: RefSeq, a predicted model, not a curated record
ACUCCUGAGUUUUGUUCCAAUUAUCUCACCAACACCAUUUAAAAAAAAUGAAUAUCUUUCAUCUCUUUACAUUAAAUAUCACGUAAAAUGUUAUGAUAAUUAUUUAAAAUGCUUUGAACCAAGUACGGGUCCCCUAGGUUGCUUUAGAGACAACAACUUUUGAGAUUAUCCCCAAAAUAGCAGAAUAAUAAAUACGCCCUCAAAGUACUAGCUCUUCUAUGAAAAAAGAUAUGAAUGGUGGCAUAAUAACAAUGCACAGUCGUGCUCCACUGCUUGUCAAAUUAACAUUUUGGAUCCAGUCAUGUAAACUCCGAAAUUUUUAGUAAAUGAAAAUAUUAUCAUGGUUGAUCCAAGCAUAUUUUAUUAGGUCAACCUAGGGUCCCGAAAUGCCAAUCGAUAUUCAUACUAUUUUCGGUUAAUUAUCAUUCGUUGUCUUGCAAAAUACUACACUCAUAACACUGUAGAUCGAAUUACGCAGCACAGUAAUUGUCAUUUACAGUAAUAGCUCUUCAAUGAUACCAUGGGUUGUGGAACAAGUUCUCCAGUUGCCGAAAAUCCUACAAGUGAUAGGUCAGGAUACCAGGCAAAGACCACCAGCAACAAACAGUCUUAUUCUGCACACAGAGGAAACUCUUCAUCUUCCCGUAAAAGUUCAAAGGCAUCUGAAAAUGGCACUGGGAUUCCUAAAGAGAAAUCUCAUGACAGUAUAUCUAUUAAACCAGUUAAGGACAAUGUGACAUCUUCACAAAAACCCGCAAGUCCAUCAAAUGUAGAGAACUCUGCAAGAUCAAGGAGAAGUUCUAAAUCUUCUGAAGCUGGCAAUGUGAUUGUUAAAGAGAAAUCCCAAAACGGUAUUAAAGACUAUGAGACAUCUUCACCUCACGAUAAUAAUUCAAUGAAAUCUGCAAGUUUGUCAAAUGUCGACCGUGAAAAACUCCAGGAGGAAGAGAGCAAGGAAGACACUGCAGGGGAUAUAAAAAAGAAUGAUUCAGCAGAGGAGACUCAACAGACGAAGGAAGAGAGGCCACUGUCUAAUACUGACAGUGCUGUCAUUGUCGCCAAAUCACCUGACCAAGUCAGUCAGCCAAUGGAAAAAGAGGAUUCCAAACUAUCAAUGUUAUCACAUGACACUAUGAGAUCUUCAGCAGAAACAGAUGAUGCUGUGUCUUUGACAGAAGAGCAGAAGUUAGCUGCACAAGAAUCAGCAGCAAUGGUAGCUAACGUUAUUGAAAUGGCUGAAGAAAACGUUCAUCAGAUCGAAGAAAUGGAAGAAGAAGAAAAUGACAGCAGUCUGGAGGAGGGGUCAGUUCAAAGUGUAAAAGAUGAGGAGUGGGCAUCUCAGAAUGGAGAUAUAGAGGACAAGUCAGAUCAAACGAGCGAGGCGUCAACUUCUGUCGGAACUUCGGGACAAAUCUUAGUGCUUGAAGAGGCUCAGGAAGAGCAGGAGGAAGACUCUGAAAAUAAAGAUGAUGGUCCCAAGGAGAAAAUAGAUGACAACAUGUGUGAUGAAAACACCAAGUUACCUCCCCUUCCUCAGAGAGCACGGCCAGCAAACUUCAAGUUUCUCUCAACCUUUGGUCAUUCCAAAUGGCCAAUAAGAAAUUUUGCCAAGUUUGAUUUCAACAUCAAUGCUGGACAUGGGGGCUGUGCUGGCCUGUUGUUGGCGUCUAAUUUUUAUGGGGGAGCAGGAAAAUGCUGCAACUCACGAAUCACAUUCCUCAGAUGUGGAUUUGACUGUAAUCACUUCAGCUGUGCCAAUCUUAAAGAUAGUAAGGGGGAACAUUUUGGGCCAGAGCAAGGGUACAGAGUGGAUGAAGAGGGAGGCUUCUUGGGGGAUCUUCACAUGGGGAACAACCAUGUGAUGCUUCUAACAAAUGACUCCAAGAAUGGGAGACUGGGUAAUGGGAUAUUGGUAGAAGCCACAGAAGCCAAAACCAAUCUGUGUGUCAAUGUAAAUGGAAGUCAGGGAAAUAAAAAUGGAGGAGGAACAACGUUGAUUCUGUGUAGCGGAACAGUAGAAAAUAAGCCUGUGUCUGCCAUGUACAUGAUAAGUACUGGUGGCAAGGACAACUAUAUGGCAAGUUGUUUAAUGUCUGGUAGUGACAAGUGGACAUACGGAGUUGGAGAAAAUGGGUUUCUCCACGUGAAUGGUCCCAGUGAUAGUCGCUAUGCAGUGUACCACAACAGGGAGGAGCUUGUCUUGAUGGAAUCAGGAACAAAGCAGUCAAACGUUCUGAUGACCCAGGCCUGGAAUGGGCAAGAGCCCACAGCCAUGGUGGAUAACAUUCCAGCCCAUGGCUGUUUUGUGGUUCUUUGUUCCAAUACAUCAGGAGCAGAUGAUCAUUCUUGUGCUGCGUUUUACCUUCUGACCAUUGUCGAAGACGGAAUCGAAAGCAAGGUCAUAAGUAAACUUCAUGGUGAGGGGUACACCACCGGAGACCUGUGGAAGUUUGAGAAGUCGGGAAGCAGUGUCAUUGUCACUGGUCCUAAAGGCCCAUGUCGCUAUACUGUCCUGUCCAAUGAGGAGUAUAGGGACCAGCAGUAUAUAUUCCAGGACAUCUGUCUGGCCACGGGCUCCCCUCAGCCAAUCAGAGGCCUGGUGGAGAUUAACAUGGAGGCGGUACAGGGAAUUAUUGAGAAAGCCUCUAAAGUGUGCAUACAAGUGGAUGGGAAGGUUAUACGCAUGUUUGAUCCAGACGAACUUACAAAGGUCAAAGAGGGCUAUGGAUUUAAACGUCUGUGGAAGUCGGAAGAGCUGCCUUGUGGGGCAAACAUGGUCAGAGUCCAAAUCAUCAACAAACAUGUCACAAUGGGUACGGAGGAAUAUGUUCAUCUGAUUGGCUCCCCCAGACAGCUGGAGGUCCAGAAGGACCUGGUCCACUACGCCCUGAACUGUGGGGGCCCCACCUACACAGCAGUCAAUGACAUCACAUACACCAGCGAACACAGACAGUUCGCAAGCUUCACGUAUGAUUUCAACUGUGGAUCCAGAUGUUUGGCUUAUGGCAAAAAUCAUAACUUGGUCAACAUUUUGGAGCUGAUCAACAACACUCAUGAUGGCUUCCUGUAUGCUUCAGUGAGAACUAAAUACACAGAACCCAUUGAUGAACAAAAAGUUAUUUAUACUGUGAAGACACUAGAUGUUCCCGAUGGUGAAUACAUACUAAGGCUUCACUAUGUUGGCAAGGGCUACAAGACACAUUCUAUCUCAUUUAAUGGAGAGUCCAUACAAGCACAGGUGGCCAAGGUAGGAGACAAAGUUCCUGACAUCGGGGGUCAAGGCCUGUCUGCUUUCCAUGCAGACAUCAAGGUGACCGUCAAUAACAACCGAUUUGUGUUGAACACGGACGCCCCCAUCGCUGGCUUCGCUCUGCUGAACAAGGCGUACCAGGAUCCCAGGAAGUCUGAGGAGGAGCUAAGGAAGGAGGGGGAGGAGAAGUCACGGCUGAUGGACAAGGUGGAACCUGUGAUGAGGACAGUCAUGAGGAAGGAAAUGGAGAUCGUGGGGUGGUCUCAAAACCUGAUUAAAAACUCCAGUGGGGAGGAGGGGCAGCUGUCCUUCUGGAACUUUUCAGGGGACUGGAAAAUAAUUGAGGGGGGAUACAAUGCGGAGAAAGCUUUUGUAACAUCCCACAUGUGGUGUACCAAGUACCAGGAGGUGGAACUUACCCAGCACUUCUCUGAGGAAUAUCUCGAUACAGCACCUGAGAUACAGGUGACUGAAUGGUACAGGGAAGGAGUAUGUGGCGGGGGGCAUUACAAAAUGACAGCUCUUCUUAUGGAUAGUGAUGGCAAUGUAAUGCAGCGUUACAAUUUACCAGAAACUGGUAGAAUAUACCGUGACAAAAAAUGGGAACAAGUAGGGACCACAUUUAAAGACUAUGGACCGGGAGCCAGAAUUGUCUCCAUAGAAAGUUCAGGAAAGGACGAUAAGUAUUGGGGAGGCCAUUAUGGAGUGAUUAUUUCUAGCUCAGUCAUCCGGGUCAAGAGAGAGGCCAAACCAGCCCAGGGGGACAAGUUUGAGGAUAUUGAACUGGAUUCAGAAGAUACUUCAAAAUUGACCAAUGUUGUGGAUAGUCUGGUAGGGAAGGUGUUAAAAGACAACAAGGAAUUACUGGAGCAAUAUCUAGAGGAGGAAGUUGUACCUAAAUUUGAAGAAAAGUUUGAAAAACAAGUGGAAUUGAGUCCAGCCUCAGCUCUUCAAGUUCGCAAGCCAAAGGCCAAGCGGAAGAAGAGGGAAAUCAGGGUCUUUGUGUCCAGCACCUUCAAAGACUUUUCUCAGGAAAGAGAGGAAAUAAUCAAGAAAAGUUUCAGAGAGAUUAAUAGGAUUUGUGCAGAGAGGGGCGUAUUCUUUACCUACGUGGACCUGAGAUGGGGGAUAUCCUCAGAACAGUCAUCAGAUGGAAAAACUAUUGCGAUCUGUUUGAAAGAGAUUGAGCGGUGCCGUCCGUACUUCCUGUGCCUGAUGGGGGAGAGGUUUGGAUGGAGUCAGAAAAGCGAUUCAAAUGAUGAGCUGCUCUCCAAGACGUAUGAUUACGCGGUGGAGAAUUAUCCGUCCCUGAAGUGGAUAAACGAGCACCGGUAUAACACAAGCGUAACUCAGCUGGAGGUCCUUCAUGGAGUUUUAAAUGACAUAGAGAUGAACACAAAGAGGAGCUUCUUCUACCUCCGAGAACCAGUUCAAAUUGGGAACAUGGAUGAGAACGAAUUCAAGAAAUUCAAAUCGGAAUCAGAGUGGCAUAAUGAGAGACAGAUGUCCCUGAGAAACAUGGUGGAACAGCUGGGAGAAAAGGCCAACAUCCGAUCGUUCUCAAAACCGACACAAGUCUCCCAGAUGAUCAAAGAGGAUUUACAAAAAUGCAUUGAUGAGGAUUUUCCCAUUGGAUCAGAGUUAACUCCUCUUGAACGUGAAAGAGAGGCUCACCAGGCCUUUGCUGAUGUGCGAUGUCAGGUUUACAUAGGAAGGGAGGAGUACUUCACCGAGAUAGACAGCAAUAUGGAGAAGGGGAUCAAUCAGCCCAUGGUACUAUUGGGAGAAUCUGGAUGUGGAAAAUCUGCUCUGGUUGCCAACUGGGUAAAAAGAACUCAGAAUAAAUACCCAGAUGCCUUCAUCUUUGUUCACUUUAUUGGAAGUUCUGCUGAAAGUUCUAGUUACUUAAAAUUACUAAGAAGAUUGUACGAGGAAAUGAAGAUUUUCUUUCACCUUGACCUUGACAUUCCUAACUCAGACAUGACCUUGGUGAGAGAGCUGGGUAAAUGGCUGAAGAUCUGUAGCACCAGACAGAAGUGUGUCAUUGUCCUGGACGCCCUGAAUCAGCUGGACGAUGGAUCCAAAGAGGACGGUGUGGAGCACAAUUUGUUAUGGAUACCUGGCAAACUGCCAAAGAAUGUUUUCAUUUUGUUGUCAACUUUACCUGGAAGGGCAAUGGACUCUGUGUUAAACUUUGGAUGGCCGACAAUGAAGGUGUCCCCGCUGGAGAACUCCCAGAAGAUGGAGAUAAUCACAGGGUACCUGGAGGGAAUUUAUGGUAAAACACUCAGUCAGGAACAGAAGGAGAUGAUAGUGGACGCUCCACAGACAAAUAAUCCACUGUAUCUACGAUCUCUGUUAGACGAGGUUCGGAUGUAUGGUAACUUCCGUAUGUUGACACAGAAGAUCCAGGACUACCUUCAGGCCGACAGUCCAGGCGUACUAUUCACAAAAAUUCUGGAGCGUCUGGAGUCUGAUUUCAAUUUGGAUGAUACAUCAUCAUCUGGAGUUGGAAUUGUGUUGAAGAGAAAACAAAGAACAAACAUGAUUCGUGAAACCACUACGGCUAUUUGGUGUUCUAACAGAGGCAUGUCUGAAAAUGAGUUGGUGGAACUGCUUGAGGUCCCUAUGGCAGUGUGGUCCCCUUUCUACAUGUCUCUCUCUGACAGCCUUGUCAACAAGGACGGAAUCCUUAAUUUCUUCCACGACCAUCUCCGGCAAGCGGUGGAGAGAAAGUACCUCAGUACCCCAGAGGAGAAGAAAGCCACCUAUCUCAAGCUGGCUAACUACUUCUCUACCAAGGAACUCACAGACAGAGUGGUGGAUGAGCUCCCCUUCCUUCUGGCUAAGGCUGGUGAGCUAGACAGGCUCAAGGAGACCAUCAGUAACUUUGACGUUUUCCAGAGACUGAUUAAGGAUGAAGAUAGGACAUUUGAGCUCAUCAAAUCCUGGCAACUGUUAGGAGAUUACACACUAGUGGAGGAGGAAUACUUUAAGAAGCUGUCCGAGAUCCCGGAAUCUGAGCGGGGGACAGAGAACUACUCUGCCCUUCUGGAUGACCUGGGGGGAUUCUUUGUGGAUCUUGGUCUGUACAAGGCUGCCAGAAAGGUGUAUGAGAUGCUAGUUACAGUCAUAGAAGCCCGAUACAAGGCAGACUAUACAACAGUGGUGUACAGUGCCUUCGCACAGAAGUGGAAGUAUCGCACCAGACACCCAGAAGUACUCAACGCUUUGCAGAAGCUGGGGUUGAUCUGUGAGAAGCUGAUGGAGCUAGAUGCCAGUCGCUAUUAUUACGAAGAUGCCAUCACCAGGCAAAACAGGGCAGUCACUCCCACACAAAAACUACAGUUGUGUGAAGGCCUUCUGGGAUUGGCAGCUGUAAUGAACCUUAAGAAUGACAUGCCCCAGUCCAAGAAACUUUUGAUACGGGCCCUGGAGCUGGCUACAGAGGUGUUAGGAAGACAGCAUCACUUUGUGGCAGCCAUUCUGAACAAGUUGGGAGUGUUGGGGUACACCCAGAGUCGUGUAGACGAGGCCCUGGCCUACUACCUCCAGGACCUGAAGCUGACCCGCAGUGAGGUGGGCGUGAACCACCCCAGGGUGGCCCGUAUCCUGGGCUCCAUAGGAAUGGUAUACGAUGACAAGAAUGACAAACUGGCCGGCGAGCUGUACGAGAGCAGUCUGGCCAUGCUGUUAGAUACGUACGGGUCUGCCCAUGUUGAUGUGGCUACUGUAAGAUACAACCUUGGGACCUUCUACUUUGCCACUAACUAUUAUGCUAAGGCCAAGUUCCAGUUCCAGGAAGCGUACAACAUUUACCAGGCCUUUUUAUCCGAGGAUCAUCCAGACACCAAGGCAGCCAAGCAGGCCCUUGAGGCAGUGCCUUGAUCAUCCAGACACUGAGGCAGCAAAGGAGGCCCUUGAGGCACUGCCUUGAGAGUGAUUGACUAUAGGACGUUUGCCUUACACCAAUCAUGGGGAAAGUGCCUUGAAGCACAGCACUCAAUAAGAUGCUAUCCUUGUUGUUAUACAUAAUUAAACCCUAUCCAUGUGACAAAUGUCUAAACCUUUUUGUUGUUGUUUGUCGUCUUGCU